Molecule: messenger RNA, 705 nt
Organism: Suillus subalutaceus
Lineage: Eukaryota; Fungi; Basidiomycota; Agaricomycetes; Boletales; Suillaceae
Exons: 1
Coding region: 1-705 (234 amino acids)
Source: RefSeq, a predicted model, not a curated record
AUGACGGGGGUGCUCUUGAGAGCCCUUCCUGAGCCAUGGGGAAGAAACGCCAGCUCCCAACAUCCCCAUCUCCUCCUCCCUCCCCCCCACCCAUUUGAAAUGCCCUCAAAGUCGGCGACGUUGUUUUACGACAGUCGUACGGCGUUUGGCACACAGAGGCCAUCCAGCUGUGGGGGGCGACGCAAACCGUUGUCGGAAAUUUCCCGCAGCAUCUCGACACCCUCGUCAACAACUUGCAACUCUACCCCCUCGUCAGAUUACUGUAUGUCACCUACCCCACAGACCUCCCUGCCAAACAGUGCAGGGGGCUCGAAGAAGAAGAAAGCAAAGUCGGACAUUUUGCAGGAGGUGGACCACAUUCAGGACGAGAUUGAGAGCUUACAUUCCGACACUAUGUCACUCCACGGCAACAAGUAUCAAUGCUUCCUUGCAAAGCUCGAUGUGAAGAGCGAACACAAUCGCGACUCGAAGAAAUAUGAAUGGCUUCGCGGCGCCUGCGAGCAUGAGGCCUCCCAAGCCACUGUCUCCCAUCAAUGUCUGCAGGAGAAGCAAGACGCCGAGAUUCGGCUUCGCAAGACGGAUAUUCGAGUGCAUGAAGCACAUUCGUUGGUGCUCAACAAGGAGGCCGAGACCCUCCAGCUCGAGAUUCAGUUCCAUCAAAUGACGCAGGGCAACAGGACCCCGGCAUCAGAUGGAGCUGUGUGA